ACAUAGAAUAGACACAAAACUAAGAUACAAACAAUAAGAAAUACAGCCAUGCGUGUGGUAGGCAGCUUUAUCGAUGUGCUACGCCGGAUCCGACUAAAAUUAAACACGGCAAAGGCGCUCAAUGAUGCCACACUGAAGAAUCGCAGCCCCAAAACGGAAUUGCACUGCCCCAAAACUCACAUUAAGGGAGAGACUGGAACUGUCACUCCACCACGUGAAUGGCUGUGGACCAAACGCACCAAGAUCGAUGUGGAAUUCGAUAAGCUCUCCUCGUUGCCGGAACAGCAGCAGAAUGCUGUCUUCUGGCAGAACCUCAAGCGAGUGCUGUUGAUUUGCGGCGGACAGGAGAAGCCCGGGGAAUUGGAGGAUAAGUUCGUAAUGGAGGCCAGCGGCAAGAUAGUCGAAAUAAUGGAGGCCCAGCGAUUCGUUAAGGAUGUCUUUGCAGCCAUGGAUGUGCCGUUGGAUUCGGCCUCGGACAUGGCAGACUCUUUGAUUGCCGCCGACUACAUGGGCCACCGCAGCAUGGGCAUCCAUCGGCUGCCUUCGAUUGCAGCCGAUUUGCUCAACUCCACGAUAACGGCGAGUGCCACGCCGGAGAUUAUUAAGGAGAAGCCGUCCGUUGCUCUGGUGGAUGGCUGCAAUGCCCCCGGUCCGGUGGUGGGCAAAUUCUGUAUGGAUCUGGCUCUGCGCAAGGCUCGCACCGUGGGCAUUGGCUGGGUGGGCGCUCGGCACUCGAACUGCAUUGGCAUGGCCUCGUGGUAUGCCUGGCGGGCCUUGGAUCAGCGCAUGAUUGGUGUCUGCAUGUCGAAUGCAGCACCCACGCUGGUGCCCGCUGGCGGCAUUGAGGCAGUCCUCGGCGAGAAUCCCAUCGCCUGUGCUGCCUCCGGGGCAAAGGAGCAAUUCGUUGCGGACUUUGGCAUGUCCGCUGUCUCGGUGGCGGAUCUGGAGCUCUCCUACUGCAAUGGCAAUGCCAAGCAACUGCCGCCGCUGGCUGCAUUGGACUCUGAGGGCAGAGAGACGACAUUUACGGCCGAGGCACUGCGCUCCCAGCGACUGCGAGCCUUCCAGCCGGAGUACAAGGGAUUUGGUUUGGCUGCCAUGGUGGACAUUAUGUGUGGCGUCAUGACCGGUGCCCGCUAUGCCACACGACUGCAGCAGCGCGGUGUCUACAAUGCGGACAAUGCCCCCGCCAACUUGGGUCAGGUGUUCAUUGCCAUCGAUCCGAUGCGUUUCUGUGCCUCGUUUGAGGAUCGUCUGACUGACUUUCAUCGCCUGUUGCGCUCAGCCACGCCCUGCCAGAAGGAUCUGCCACCCCUGGUGCCUGGCGACAAGGAAUUUGCACACAUGCAGGCAGUCGACGAUCAGGGGGGUCUCUUCAUGUCACCCUGCACCUUGGGUGUGCUCAAAGAAUUGGCCGAACAAUUGAACAUCGAACCGCUGCAGAUGAAGCCAGUGGAAAAACGCGAAUAAUUGUUUCCCCACUUUAAAGAUACUU
Drosophila subobscura is the source of this 1495-nucleotide messenger RNA. Its product is annotated as ureidoglycolate dehydrogenase (NAD(+)). NCBI's taxonomy places the organism in Eukaryota, Metazoa, Arthropoda, Insecta, Diptera, Drosophilidae. The coding region runs from base 49 to 1470 and encodes 473 amino acids. The record is from RefSeq and is a predicted model, not a curated record. Gene Ontology annotation, molecular function: oxidoreductase activity. The transcript has a single exon.